Scaptodrosophila lebanonensis is the source of this 3063-nucleotide messenger RNA. It is a transcript of the gene BicC, whose product is annotated as protein bicaudal C. Gene Ontology annotation, cellular component: cytoplasm. Bases 21 to 2711 code for a protein of 896 amino acids. The record is from RefSeq and is a predicted model, not a curated record. The transcript is spliced from 9 exons. Gene Ontology annotation, molecular function: RNA binding; protein binding. NCBI's taxonomy places the organism in Eukaryota, Metazoa, Arthropoda, Insecta, Diptera, Drosophilidae.
CUACCAAAAAACAUAGCAAAAUGCUGUCCUGUGCUUCAUUGAACAAACUUCUCUAUUCCACGUCAGCAACAGUUUCAGAUGUUUGUGCUUCUGUAUCUGACAUUGAAUGCCAUGAUGAAACGGCUAAUACUGCAGGCGAUCUCAGUACUCUCACAAAUCUACCGCCAUUGUUGAAAGGCAGCAACGCUCCGAGCGAGACACAAAGCGAAAUCUCUUCGGUAGAUAGCGAUUGGAGUGAUAUUCGAACCAUUGCACUGAAAUUGGGCGUGCAAAAUCCGGAAGAUUUGCACACCGAACGUUUCAAGGUGGAUCGCCAGAAGUUGGAGCAAUUAUUAAAGGUAUCCAGUUCUGUUGAAGGCAUGAAUGGCGCAGAGUAUUUCUUUGAUAAAAUUAUGAACAAUACAGAGACCUAUGUGAGCUGGCCUUGCAGACUUAAAAUUGGCGCAAAGAGCAAGAAGGAUCCUCAUGUACGAAUAGUGGGGAAAGUAGAACAGGUGCAGCUCGCUAAGGAGCGUAUUUUGAGCAGUUUGGACUCGAGAGGUACUCGCGUCAUUAUGAAAAUGGACGUUAGCUAUACGGAUCACUCUUACAUUAUUGGAAGGGGCGGCAACAAUAUCAAACGCAUUAUGGACGACACGCACACUCACAUACACUUCCCCGAUUCAAAUCGUUCUAAUCCCACAGAGAAAUCCAAUCAAGUGUCGCUUUGCGGCAGUUUGGAGGGGGUAGAACGAGCACGUGCCUUAGUACGACUAUCAACUCCCCUUUUGAUAUCUUUUGAGAUGCCCGUCAUGGGACCAGGAAAGGUACAGCCGGAUCAUGAGACGCCAUAUAUCAAAAUGAUUGAAACGAAGUUUAAUGUUCAGGUAAUAUUUUCAACACGGCCAAAGCUACACACAUCUCUGGUGCUAGUUAAAGGCUCCGAAAAGGAGUCUGCGCAGGUUCGCGAUGCUACACAAUUGUUGAUUAAUUUCGCUUGCGAGAGUAUUGCAAGUCAAAUUCUCGUCAGUGUGCAAAUGGAAAUAUCGCCACAACAUCAUGAGAUUGUAAAAGGAAAAAAUAAUAUUUAUCUUUUGAGCAUCAUGGAACGCACACAGACGAAAAUAAUUUUCCCCGAUCUGAGUGAUAUGAAUGUGAAACCGCUUAAAAAGUCACAGGUGACAAUUAGUGGUCGCAUCGACGAUGUAUAUAAGGCGCGACAACAAUUGCUUGGCAAUUUGCCAAUAGCACUGAUCUUUGACUUUCCGGAUAAUCAAAAUGACGCCUCCGAGAUAAUGGGCCUGAAUACUAAAUACGGCGUGUAUAUAACACUGCGUCAAAAGCAGCGACAAAGUACACUGGCUAUUGUAAUUAAAGGUGUUGAGAAGUUUAUAGACAAAAUUUAUGAGGCCCGACAUGAAAUUUUGCGCUUAAAAACAUCGAUCAUAAAACCCGAAAUACCAGAACAUUAUUUCAUGUCCAAAGAAAAGGAUAGUAGUCCAGCGUACCGCGUGCAAUUGUCAGCUCUACUAUCCGGCCAUCCGGACAGCCCGAAGACACCAUCACUGCUGCCGCCUGCAAUUAUUGGGUCACUGACCCCAUAUGCUAAUAACAACCAUUUGCUUUUAAAUGGGAAUGUCAACGACACAUAUCAAAACAUGGCUACACCCACGGGUAUUUCUGCACCAACGCAUAAGUAUAUGCAGCUACACAAUAACAGUUUCCAACGACAGAAGCAACAGUCAGUUGUGCAACCAGUCAAUCACAACAACUAUCUGAAAGUGCCAAGCGGCUUAAUAAAACCGUCUACCUGUUCCUCCAGCUUAAACGUCUCACCACGAAACAGCUGCAGUCAGAACACAAGUGGUUAUCAAAGCUUUAGCAGCAGCACCACGUCCCUGGAACAAUCAUAUCCUCCAUAUGCGCCAAUUCCCACAACUAUCAGUUCAUCGACGUCUUCAUCGUCCUGCGGUGCACACACCUACCACUCCCCGGACUCAUCGACAUAUGAAUCUGGACACCUGAGCGCAGCUGUUCGUCUCGGAAGACGUCUGAGCGAUGGUGUGCUUCUUGGCUUGGGCAGUAAUGGCGGAGUCAACUCUGCGCUGCCUAGCAGCGCUGAAAGCUAUCGAAGCCUUCACUAUGAUCUACUGAACGUCGGCCACAAGCAGCAGCAACAACCGAUACAUGCGCUCGAUUUUGAUAUAAAGCGCGCCCUGGGAUUUAAGGCCAUGGACCGCAAUCCUGUGGCAGGAAAACUGCGCACUCCCACGCCAGUUUGGCGGGGAAUAGGCCUCAGUCGUACAUCACCUGCACCUAUAGAGACAACGGAUGAUGUGAGCUGGCACAUGCCGCCACCGCCUCCUGGACUUAACUCACCUUACGCUCUAAGUGCCACGACCGGCUUGCUGGAUGUGACGCCGGUUAACAGGCGUACGCAGCUGUCUCAGCACAAGGACAUUCACAUGCUACUGACAAAUCUUGGUUUGGAGCAUUACAUCAAAAUUUUCGUACUGAACGAAAUAGAUUUGGAUAUAUUCACCACCCUUACGGAGGAAAAUCUUAUGGAGUUGGGAAUCACGGCGUUCGGGGCACGGAAAAAGCUGCUUGGAGCAAUUUACACCCUGACCAACGAUACCGCCAGCAACGGCAUGCCGAGCAGCAGCUCAUCGCCACGUUUCUCAGGAAGUGCUGCGCCCGGUGCGGAACGUCGCCCGUCGAACCAAUGGUAAUACUUAUUUACCUAUCACGGUCCAUUCUAAACUCACUUAUUGUCUGGCCGAAAUUAUUUAAUUGCUUGGUUACAAAUCCCUUUUUGGUUUUAUAGUAAUAGUAAGGCUGCUCGAAACGGCCGGCGACAUUGCCAGCCAGUAACGUUUAUUCUUCAGUUGACUUUAUCGCUUUUUAAGUAUCUAAUUUAAAGUAAUGUAUCUAAUUUAUUUCACAUGUAUUUAUAUUUUGGUAUUCGCAUGCAUUAGCAAAACCACAAUUUAUGAAUUAUUUAUGAAAUUUAACUUAAAAUUGUUUAUACUGUAAAGAAAUGAAUUUAUGCAAAAUAACUGAACUUUUCAAAGAACAUUGUAA